Echinococcus granulosus is the source of this 846-nucleotide messenger RNA. RefSeq lists its product as hypothetical. The record is from RefSeq and is a predicted model, not a curated record. The transcript has 10 exons. Lineage: Eukaryota; Metazoa; Platyhelminthes; Cestoda; Cyclophyllidea; Taeniidae. Bases 1 to 846 code for a protein of 281 amino acids.
AUGGAAGAAAUUCUUUUUUUAAUAUCAUUGGCGACGACGCUGAAGGUCAUUAAGGAGGCAAAUUAUAAAAAGACUGGUCUAAUUGUAAAUAAAUUUAUUAUUGACAGUUUCUGUAUUGACGAAUUAUUUUCUGGAGAAAAUAACUACAAAUGCUUUGCGGGAUGUCUAGUGUUUAGGUCUAACGAUUUUCGUAAUUUUUAUUAUUUUGCUUUCUUUUUGUUGUCAUCAUUCGUCACUGAUAUUGUUAUAUGCCCUUAUUCCGUAAAUGCAACACGAAUUCACUCAUGCAGAUCUGUUUGUUUUCUACCUUUAGUAAGCAUAAAUUGGAUUUUAUUAAUUGCUUCUGGUGAUACCAGCGUUUUCUUUUUUAAAAGUAUCGUGGACCCUACAAACUCUGGUCUAAAGAAAAAUGUUGUUACAAUAAAGAUUUCAAUUUAUGUCCACAUUGAAGUGCAAAACCAUUUUUUUCGUAUAGUAGGAAUGAUAAAGCAGAGCGAUUAUUAUUUAUUUAAAAAUACAAAGCUUGUACGUGCUGUUUAUCGCAUAAUACUUUAUCUUUGGAAAACUUUGAACAACCAUAUAAAAAUCAAAGCGGACUACAAAAGUAAUGAAGGUGUAGAUCUGACAAGUAUGUACCCCAAUUCCUGUAUUUUACAAAAACUUAGAGAUGAACCUGGAGUUUUGUUGUUUCAAUGUAAUUCAAAUGACAAUUUUUCAUAUUUUUUAGAGUGUUACCCUAUUGUCAAAAUAAUUGUGUUCACUUUAGCAUUUAUAUUAUGUGAUAUGGCUAAGAAGAAAAGUCGCCGUAGGAAUGGUUAUUUAAAAUAUAUGUUUUUGAGAUGGUGA